AUGCUUACCCGUCUCAGCUUCCAUGGACUGUCCUCAGCCUAUGUAGUUUCGCGUACCAGAGGCGCGUCAUGCGUCCUCCACAAGCUAAUUGGCUUCAAUCCCACCGUAUCCCAUCCCGUGAGGGUUCAACGCAGCCUAGGGGCCGGCUUUUCAUCACUGAGGAACCCGGAGAGCGAGUCUGUACCGCACACGGCAGACCGACCAAGGGACUCGUUGCGCCAUUUUAAUGGCGUGGAAUCAGACCAUCAGCCCUCCAACUCCGAAUCAAAUGCCUUCCCGCCAUUGACCUCCCUCCUGCCAUCGAACGAGCAGCAUUCUUCGCUCUCCACCUACAUCUCCCACGCUCAGCGCGUCAAGCUUAACCCUGCUACUACGACCUACACCGGGACGAGAUACGAGUACCUGGCGCAAGACUCCCUGCAGCGACUAGGGUUCGAGCUCCUCCGAACGGGCAAGACCGGUGAUCGAGGCGUGGAUCUGGCGGGCUGGUGGCAUCUUCCAAGUCCCGCGAGCGGUAAUGAGAACCAGCAGACGGAAAGAUUGAAGGUCGUCGUACAAUGCAAGUUCGUGAAGGGCAGACAGCAGUCGCCCUCGGUCGUUCGCGAAAUGGACGGAGCAUUCUUGGGUGCGCCUGCGGGAUGGCGAAACGGCGCAGUGAUUGGUGUCGUUGUGAGUACACGGCCAGCCACCAAGGGUAUCAUAUCCGCUCUGGGUUCCAGUAAGAGGGGCAUGGUCUGGAUCUGUAUGGAAGAACAUGAGGUUCCGAAGCACGAGGAGGAUCUAGGCGCAGGCAACGCUGAGCUGUCACUGCAGCAGCUAUCGAAGGAGGAGAACGGUGAUCAAGAGCCUGCAGUAGCGGACCAGGAGAAAGCAGCCUAUCACACGGUUCAUGGUCGUGUCGUUCAGCUCCUCUAUAACGACGCAGCUCGUCGGCUUGCACUGGAAGGCCUCGAUGUUCUAAAGCGGCAUGGUGAUCAGGGCAAUAUUGAUGCUGCACCCAGCGACGGUAUAGCAUUAUCUUAUCGCGGCAAGGGAGUUCCAAGCGUAUCAGUCCGAUAA
Messenger RNA from Cyphellophora europaea CBS 101466, 1059 nucleotides. RefSeq lists its product as uncharacterized. Gene Ontology annotation, cellular component: mitochondrion. Lineage: Eukaryota; Fungi; Ascomycota; Eurotiomycetes; Chaetothyriales; Cyphellophoraceae. The record is from RefSeq and is a predicted model, not a curated record. Gene Ontology annotation, molecular function: nucleic acid binding. The coding region runs from base 1 to 1059 and encodes 352 amino acids. The transcript has a single exon.